This is a messenger RNA of Colletotrichum destructivum, 233 nucleotides long. RefSeq lists its product as uncharacterized. The transcript has a single exon. The record is from RefSeq and is a predicted model, not a curated record. NCBI's taxonomy places the organism in Eukaryota, Fungi, Ascomycota, Sordariomycetes, Glomerellales, Glomerellaceae. Bases 1 to 231 code for a protein of 76 amino acids.
AUGCGUUCCGGGCGCCGCACCCUAGGCAAGGCCAAUCGUGGCCGCAGCAGCCCUUCACCGGACGCAUUGCGCCAUUCGGGUUCGGUACGACGUGAGCAAGUUGAGCAGUCCGUCCGAGGGCCUUCUGAACGUUUCACUCGAAUCUCUGCAGAAGUGUGGCAAGCGCGUGCCCUGUAUUUCAUGGCGAAGAUCUCUCGCGAGGCUCCGUUUCGCGGGUCCCUAAAACCUUAAAA